CAAAUCACUAACAUUCUUGAAUCUGUUUCAGAUAACGCCGAUUGCACGACAGACGACGGCGAUUGUUAAUGCAUUUUUUUUUAUUUUUUUUUUAAACCCACGAAGCAUGCCCUACAGCGCGAACACGACUCGCUGUUGCAUUAAAAUGCAUUAAAACCACGUUUGACCCAGUGAUUAAUAACGCUAAUAAAUGCGAGCGCUUCCAGAUGCGCCUCAGUCGUCCUCAGCGCGCGCGGGGCACGCGCACUGCUCUCCUCCUCCAGCGCUGUCAAACCGAAUCACGUCCGUCGCCGCAGCACGCUCGCCGCUCGUAUCCGCGCGCGCAGGUCGGCUUCUCCGUGUUCCAGCGUCCGCUCCCAUCUCCAUGGCCACAUCAGAUGCAUCGGAAGAUUGCGUUGUGCAGAGAGGAAGAUCUCAGAGCGACCCGAGCAUCCUCGCCGACACUCGCGUCGCUUACACGAACAGCGCAGAUGUGAUGGAUCAGCACCGAGCGCUUCACCCUGGGUGUCUGGUGUCAGGGGUCCGAACUCCCCCCAUCCGCCGCAACAGCAAACUGGCCAGCCUGGGACGCAUCUUCAAGCCCUGGAAGUGGAGGAAAAAGAAAAACGAAAAACUGAGACAGGGCUCUACAGGGCUGGAGAGGAAAGCGCCCAGCAGGCAGAAUCGAGACGAUCUCGUCAGGAAAGGGCCGGCAGAGGUUGGCAUGGAGGCGUGUGGCGUGGGUCCAGACGAGGCCGGAGAUCCCGCGCUGGACGAGUCCGACGGAGACGAGUGUGAAGACGAGCCCAUGGCACCGCUGGCCAGCAACACCGAGGACCUGGGGUCAGACGAGGACAAUCUGUCUGCAGCGCGAGACGCCACAGAGACGAUAGACACAGAAGGGGAACUCGAACAAAGUGAGGACGAGGAGAAGCCCUGCGUCGACGCCGCGAGCAGAGGGGCCAGCGCGGGGCCCCCGGAGGCCCCCGAGUGUCAUGAGCAGAAAAAAGAGGAGGCGGCGCUCAGAGAAAUCCACACUCCUCCGGCCAGACUUCCUGUGAAGCUGCUCACCAGACUGGGCAGCCUCGACAGCACCCACUCGAACCCGAGCCGGCCCGCUCCGGCCACGCUGCCCAGGAACUUCACCCUGCCCAAAGACGCCCUGCGGGGCCGCAUCUCGACCCCCACGGGCUCCCCUCACUUAGGCCUGAUGCACCCUCAGCUGCCCCCUAGCUGUAUCAUCGAGGAACUGCAUCGCGCUCUGGCCUCCAAACACCGGCAGGACAGUUUCCACGGUAAGGAGAUCCGUAGCUCUCCCAGGCGGCGCUCGGACGGCCGUCUGUCCCGCACCGCCAGCACUGAGAAUGAGCCGAGCGAAGAGGUGCAGAACAAGAAGGAGGCGGAAGAGAACAAGGAGAACAUGCGUCUGGACGAAUACUACAGCGACCAGGACAGCUGGAACGAGUCCGUCAUCUCCGGCACAUUGCCAAGGAGGAUGAGGAAGGAGCUGCUGGCCGUGAAGCUUCGGAACCGUCCCAGCAAACAGGAGCUGGAGGACAGGAACAUUUUUCCUGCGCGGAGUGACCAGGAGAGACAGGAGAUCCGUCAGCAGAUUGAAAUGAAGCUCGCCAAGAGACUCAGUCAGCGGCCGGCCGUUGAAGAGCUGGAGAGCAGAAACAUUCUGAAACAGAGGAACGAUCAGACGGAGCAGGAGGAAAGAAGAGAGAUCAAACAGAGACUCAACAGAAAGCUCAACCAGAGGCCGACAGUCGAUGAGCUAAGAGAGAGAAAGAUUCUGAUCCGCUUCAGUGACUACGUGGAGGUGGCCAAAGCCCAGGACUACGACAGGAGAGCCGACAAACCCUGGACAAGACUGUCCGCGGCUGACAAGGCGGCCAUCCGUAAAGAGCUGAACGAGUUCAAAAGCACCGAGAUGGAGGUCCACGCUUCGAGCAAACACCUAACGAGGUUUCACAGGCCCUAAGAGGGGGUUUUCUUCUGUGAAGAAAAUGCUGAGAGCGGCGUUCGUUGAAAUCCUGGAGGAGCCUCUUCCAGAGCCAUGGCUUCGACCAUGGGAUUCCCUUAUUCUUCCAGCGCCCGGGGCCGAGAGGUGCGUGGGAAGGGUUAGCGCUGGGGGCUGCGUCUCCACCGCGGGCGGCCACAGGAGAAACCUGAAGAACAUCUGCGGACACAUUUAACCUGGGGCUGACAGAGUGGAGCGGCGGAGGACUUUUGAUGUUUUUAUAACCGGACUGCAUUUCAGUGACCGCUAAGAAAAGACGAAUCAGUUUCGGGGUAAAUGUUUGUGUACAUGUAACCAGCUCCACUCUGAAAAAAAAAAGUAAAAAAAAAAAAAAAACAAGAUAAAAAGAAAAAAAAUACAAAAUACUUGAGGGUUAAUAAGCCUGCUAUAAAUGAAUUUCAUAUUUACUGUACAAAAGUCAGUUUGAACAGGGUUGUUCAUGUCAUCACUUGAAAAAAAAACAAACAAACAAAAAAAAAAACUUUGUAAGCACUACUUGUCUUCAAAAUACAAUUUUGGAAAUA
This is a messenger RNA of Puntigrus tetrazona (Sumatra barb), 2526 nucleotides long. Its product is annotated as phosphatase and actin regulator 3-like. Lineage: Eukaryota; Metazoa; Chordata; Actinopteri; Cypriniformes; Cyprinidae. Bases 191 to 1963 code for a protein of 590 amino acids. The record is from RefSeq and is a predicted model, not a curated record. Gene Ontology annotation, molecular function: actin binding. The transcript is spliced from 13 exons. Gene Ontology annotation, biological process: actin cytoskeleton organization.